CCCACUUCCCUGCAAAAUCGUCUCCUUUCCUCCCUGAUUAUUCCCACACCUUCGUUUUUCCACAAAAACACGCGUUCCUCCCUUCACUGCUGUUUGUCUUACGUGUGCAGCGUGGUCCCGAACCCUUUCGUUUAUCGUCCACCGCACGCAAUUUCUGUCUCUCGUUUAAAGCAGAACCUUUUUAGUUUGAUACCUUUUUAAUAAUCAACCCUCUUACUCGCUCUACCCUGCAGCCCUCGGCUCAGAUCUUAUAAGAAAACUACAUAGCCACGAUCGAUCCCCUAGCUACCUAAUCUCAAUUUCCCUCAUCUCAGCAAAGCACCGACAACAAUGUUCUCCAAGCUCCUAUCUGCCACCACGGUGGUCUUGGCAGCGGCCUCCUUGGUCUCUGCUCAAACCUCCACCGACUGCGAUCCCACCAAGAAGAAGUGCCCCGAUGACGCUGCUCUUGGCAAGACUGUUACCGUCGACUUCAGCAAGGGCUCCAACGAUCUCUUCAAGGUCGCUGACGGCACUAAGCUCACUUACGAUGGUACUGGUGCGCUCUUCACCAUUAACAAGGAGACGGAUGCCCCGACCAUCACCAGCAACAAGUACAUUUUCUUCGGAAAGGUCGAUGUGGAGGUCCAGGUCGCUCCCGGUACUGGUAUAGUAACCAGUUUCGUGUUGCAAUCCGAUGAUCUCGACGAGAUUGACUGGGAAUGGCUCGGUGGUGACAAGGCUCAGGCCCAAACCAACUACUUCGGAAAGGGCGACACCACCACCUACGACCGUGGUGCUUACCACCCUGUCGCUAACCCCCAGGACCAGGUCUACAAGUACUCUGUUGAGUGGACUAAGGACCACGUUGUUUGGCUCAUCAACGACAAGCAGGUUCGAGAGUUGAAGUAUGCCGAUGCUAAGGGCGGUACCCGAUUCCCUCAGACUCCUAUGCAGAUCAAGCUUGGUACCUGGGUUGCUGGCCGCUCCGACGCCCCCGAAGGCACCGUCCAGUGGGCUGGUGGCAAGACCGACUUCUCCCAGGCUCCUUUCGUCGCUCACUACAAGUCUAUCACCAUCCAGGACUACAGCAACGGUGUUAAGAACGCCGAGAAGUACUCGUGGAAGGAUGGCUCCGACGGUUCUUACCAGAGCAUCAACGUUAUCACUGGUGACGGCAGCAGCGACGACUCUAGCUCCAGCUCUGCCUCCAGCACUGCUACCUCUACCAAGGCUUCUUCCGCUUCGUCCACUGCUAAGAGCACGGAGAGCGCUAAAAGCACCCUGACUACCUCGACUGUCUCUGCUUCCGCCAGCGCCUCUGCUACUAGCUCAGGCUCCAGCGCUUCCGAGACCGCUACCCCCAGCGGCACCGAGUCUCAGAGCGCUGGAUCCAGCUCCAGCAGCGCCCCGGCUUCCCAGACCAGCUUGCCCACUACAUCUGGUGCCUUCAAGGUUGGCUUCAGCAGUGCUGCCCUGAGCGCCUGCUUGUUGGCUGCUCUUAUGCUGUAAAAAGUCAUGGUUGUGUUUGAUAUUUUGUAACUAGCGCGCCCCUUUUCGGCACAAGCGAAUCGGUGAUCUGUGGUUCCUACUUCGAUGAACCGGCUAUUCAAUUCUUCUUUACGAUCUCUUGCACAUACGCACCACUUGGCAGCCUUGUUUGCACGUCUUUG
Messenger RNA from Hypoxylon trugodes, 1652 nucleotides. RefSeq names its product glycoside hydrolase family 16 protein. Gene Ontology annotation, molecular function: glycosyltransferase activity; hydrolase activity, hydrolyzing O-glycosyl compounds. The coding region runs from base 331 to 1491 and encodes 386 amino acids. NCBI's taxonomy places the organism in Eukaryota, Fungi, Ascomycota, Sordariomycetes, Xylariales, Hypoxylaceae. The record is from RefSeq and is a predicted model, not a curated record. Gene Ontology annotation, biological process: fungal-type cell wall organization; carbohydrate metabolic process. The transcript is spliced from 2 exons. Gene Ontology annotation, cellular component: fungal-type cell wall.